Papaver somniferum (opium poppy) is the source of this 747-nucleotide messenger RNA. RefSeq names its product F-box/kelch-repeat protein At3g06240-like. Lineage: Eukaryota; Viridiplantae; Streptophyta; Magnoliopsida; Ranunculales; Papaveraceae. Bases 1 to 747 code for a protein of 248 amino acids. The transcript is spliced from 2 exons. The record is from RefSeq and is a predicted model, not a curated record.
AUGGUGGACUGUGUUCAUGGAAUAAUUUGCAUGUAUAACAGGAAAACUAGGGAUAUCGUUCUUUGGAACCCUGCUACGAGACAAUGUAGACUUCUUCCAAAGUCGUCCAAUGGAAACCCCAAGAUUCGGCAUUACCAUCAUGAUUUUGUUGGACUUGGUUUUGAUGUUGAAACUAAGGAUUACAAGUUGCCAUUACUAAGUACUGAUUCCUGGAGGUUGCUAGACUCAGAUUUCCGUACUCAUUGUUGUCCAACAUUAGGACAGAGUUUGAAUGGUAUUUAUUUCCAUCUAGGUGUGGACUACACCGCAGAACCCGAUAAGUGUGUGAUUUUGUCAUUUGACUUGAGCAAAGACAAAUACCAAAGAGUACUACAGAUUCCAGAUGGUAACUCUCCUGUAUUACAAUCAAUAGGUGAUAAACUAGCUUGCAUUACGACCCCUUAUGAAGUUUCUGGAUUCCACAAGGUGUGGAUGUUGAAUGAUUACGAUACGGGGAAGGAGAUGUGGACUGAGCUUUACAGAGUUGAUGCCACGUCUCCAAAAAUUCAAACGGGUUAUAGCAUCCUUGCAAUUCCUUGGAAUGGAAAGUUGGGUUUAUUCAUCGGCGGAACUUGGGUAUUGUACAAUUUUAUUACUGAUGAGUUUGAGGAUCUUGGUUUUGGAGAAGGAUUCUGUUGUCCUACGGCUGCUAUCUAUAAGGAAAGCCUUGUUUCUGUCGACGCAGCAACUAAAGCUAUCUCCUCUUAA